AUGGAAAGAUUACAACGUUUAUUAGGUCAAGGUGCAGGUUUAGGAGGUGGUGUACCACCACAAUCAGAUGGACCAGCAAUUGAUAACUCAGAAACUGUAUAUAUAUCAUCUUUAGCAUUAUUAAAAAUGUUAAAACAUGGAAGAGCAGGUGUACCUAUGGAGGUUAUGGGAUUAAUGUUGGGGGAAUUCGUUGAUGAUUUUACGAUACAUGUACAUGAUGUAUUUGCCAUGCCGCAAUCAGGUACUGGAGUUUCAGUUGAAGCAGUUGAUGAUGUUUUCCAAACUAAAAUGAUGGAUAUGUUAAGACAAACCGGUAGAGAUCAAAUGGUUGUUGGUUGGUAUCAUUCACAUCCUGGGUUCGGAUGUUGGUUAUCAUCGGUUGAUGUAAAUACUCAACAAAGUUUUGAACAGUUAAAUAAAAGAGCAGUUGCAGUAGUUAUAGAUCCAAUACAAUCAGUAAAGGGGAAAGUUGUUAUAGAUGCUUUUAGAACAAUUGAUACAACCACAUUAAUGAUGGGUCAAGAACCUCGUCAAUCUACCUCAAAUGUUGGACAUUUGAAUAAACCUUCAAUACAAGCAUUAAUUCACGGAUUAAAUCGUCAUUAUUAUUCAUUAAAUAUUGAUUAUCACAAGACAUCAAAUGAAACCAAUAUGUUACUUAACUUGCAUAAAAAGAAUUGGCAAUCUGGAUUGAAUUUGGGGGAUUAUAAUCAUAAAGAAAUUGAAAAUCUAGAAAGUACGGAAAAAAUGGUAAAUAUAGCAAAAUUAUAUAAUCAAAGAGUUAGUGAAGAAAAAGAAUUAACUGAAGAUCAAUUGAAAACUAGAUACGUGGGUAAACAGGAUCCAAAGAAGCAUUUAUCUGACACUGCUGAGAAAUUGAUUGAUAAUAAUAUAAAAACUUUAGUAACUAGUGGAGUAGAUUCUUUAGCAAUUAGAUAG
Messenger RNA from Lodderomyces jiufengensis, 939 nucleotides. RefSeq names its product proteasome regulatory particle lid subunit. The transcript has a single exon. Lineage: Eukaryota; Fungi; Ascomycota; Pichiomycetes; Serinales; Debaryomycetaceae. Gene Ontology annotation, biological process: proteasome-mediated ubiquitin-dependent protein catabolic process; protein deubiquitination. Bases 1 to 939 code for a protein of 312 amino acids. Gene Ontology annotation, molecular function: protein binding; proteasome binding; metallopeptidase activity. The record is from RefSeq and is a predicted model, not a curated record. Gene Ontology annotation, cellular component: proteasome regulatory particle, lid subcomplex.